ACCCCCGAGCCACCUCGGACAAGACCUUCGGGAGAAGGGAAUAGUACAGACAGGUCUAAUGCACCGAGACCUGCUCAACAUAUGGACAAGUUGGCAGUCGACAGACAUCUAAGUAAUCUCUCAGAAGAUGUCAUCUUGAAGUCCUUGAAUGGAUUCACAGGCAAAUAUCCAGAACUUGCAAUCCUCAACCAUGCGGCUUUCGUCAAAGAAUAUCGGUUGUCACCAAUUCCACCCGAGAGCAAGAUUCUACUUGCGUCCAUCUUGGCAUCAUCCAGGUCUCAGUUCUCACUUCUGAAUCCCCCGUGGGUCGAUUCGUUGCUACCAAGAGAGCAUUAUGCCCAUUAUGCGCAUGAGAUGCUAUCAGAAUGGUCAUUCAAAGCACCAAAGCUCCAGGUUGCACAGGCUCUGUUGAUCAUGAGUCUUUAUGAAUGGGGAUCUCGGGAGUUUCAUCGCGCGUGGAUCUAUUGUGGAAUUGCAAUUCGGAUCAUGCAAGCUCUGAAUAGUCUAAGAGUUGCCCCCUAUCCCCUUGACCCGACGCCUCCAAGUCAAAGGGAUGCCGUCUCUGUUGCGAUUGAAAACAGAACCGUCUGGGCCUGCUUCAUCAUUGACCGAAUGGUUAGCUCCGGAACUUAUAACCCACCCAUGCUACCAAUGUCAGAAAUGGAUAAGCUCAAAAUCACUCGCCCACUGAGUGCCGUCGAGUUUGCAUUCGGACCAUCCGACCUUUCCUCUCAAAAUACGGGCCUUGAUCCCAGUUUUGCGACUGCACGACAUGGACAGACUGCGCCUUUGGACAUCACACAAUCUUUCGAAGUUCUUGUCGCCGGGUUCGAUAUAUGGGCUCAUGUAAUGACAUUCAUCUUCAACGAUGGUCGACGCGCACCGGGCAUGUGUGCUCCCCAGAACUGCCCGUGGGCACUAGAAUCACCAUGGUCUAAAACAAGACGUCACCUUGAAGAAUGGAGAGCCAGUCAACACCAUAGACUCCAUUAUCCGAACAACAGCGUUGUGGCUCAUACUACUCUAGGAUGGGGCGAAUCGUUCACUUAUAUCAAUCUGCUAUAUUAUACUUCUACCAUCCUGCUCCAUCGGGAGUAUUUUCCUUUUUUGCCUACUCGGACAUCAGUUCCUAGAGGACCGGUCGAUCAGCCGACCCUCGAGGCGGAAGCACCGGAAGGCUGGUGGGAUAAAAGCGCCGCAGCCCUUUUUGGCGCCGCAGAACAGAUCGCAAAACUAUUGCACGAUGCCUCUGAUUGUGGAUCAGAAAUUCUUAUCCCAUUUGUUGGAUUUUGUGCCUUUUCUGCGGCAUACAUGAACCUUUAUGUCUCCUUAUUUCCACAAAUGAAUCUUGGCCGCAGUCCCAAUGCAGAGACCCAUCUUAAGUACUGUCUUACCUACCUUGAAAAGUUCAGACAUGUGUGGAAGCUUGGUGAAAGCUGGAUUGCGACAAUGAACCACGCUACCAUCUUGUAUCAACGGGCAGCAUCUGACAGAUCACGAUACCAAGGAAAGACGCGAACAGAUUUCAAUGUCUUGCAUCAAUCUUUAAGUGAAUUCCGUGUGCCUGAUCGGUCUGAUCAGCAUCUCCAGGAGAUCGAGGGCGCAGAAACACCUUCUCUCCCGUCGAUCACAGAUUCCAUCCUGGAAUCCGACAUUCGAUCUGAUAUGCUGGAUCUGGACAUGCCCCUUAGCAAUCUAUUGAGUGAGGUUAGUACACAUGCACAUGAGCAGGGCAUGUGGUCACAUUGGUGGCCUCCAUUGGAUGAAGUCAAUCUAGCACCUCAUGAUAUACAGCCAUAA
This is a messenger RNA of Penicillium antarcticum, 1800 nucleotides long. RefSeq names its product fungal specific transcription factor domain-containing protein. Gene Ontology annotation, molecular function: zinc ion binding; DNA binding. The annotation marks the transcript as partial. The record is from RefSeq and is a predicted model, not a curated record. Gene Ontology annotation, cellular component: nucleus. NCBI's taxonomy places the organism in Eukaryota, Fungi, Ascomycota, Eurotiomycetes, Eurotiales, Aspergillaceae. The transcript has 4 exons. Gene Ontology annotation, biological process: DNA-templated transcription.